Molecule: messenger RNA, 1523 nt
Organism: Myzus persicae (green peach aphid)
Lineage: Eukaryota; Metazoa; Arthropoda; Insecta; Hemiptera; Aphididae
Exons: 8
Coding region: 3-1523 (506 amino acids)
Biological process (GO): positive regulation of neuron differentiation; negative regulation of Notch signaling pathway
Cellular component (GO): nucleus
Molecular function (GO): transcription corepressor activity; DNA binding
Source: RefSeq, a predicted model, not a curated record
AAAUGUGUUCAAUUAAUGAAAAUGAAAAACUAAUAAGUGCUAUCAGCGAUGCAAAUUGUGGACUAUUUGAGUUUACCAAUGAAGGUAAUUCUGUGGAAGUUGGAUUCUUAUGUUGGAUUCAGACUACACCAAGCACAGAGGAUAAAAUUAAUAAUCAAGAUUUAAUCAGUGAAAAAACUGAGAUAGUUUUAUUUUGGCCUAGUAAUAUGGAUGUGACGUAUGCUUCAGGUAUGAUUAAAAGAUGUAAAAAAAAAGAGAUGCAAUGGAUAAAAGUUUCAGCUAUACUUUUAGCACAAGGAAAUUGGAUUGAAAUGUGUGAAAAAAGAAAGUAUUAUAUAGCACAUAAUAAAAUAUCUCCAUGUCGCUCUAAAAGUCAUGAAAGACAUAUUAUUUUAUCAGAAUCAACUGUCACCGAUAAAAAUAAAAUGGUUACAACCACAAAUGCUUCAGCUAAACGUAAAUAUGCAGUGCUAAGCUCAUCAAGUGUGUUAAAAAAAUUAAAUUGCAAAAGAGGAGCAGUUGAACCAUGCGGAUCAAAUUUUGAGGAUCAUGUUGAUAAGUUAGAGCCACAAGAAGAUAUAGUCUAUUCAUCAGAUGAUGAAAAUCUGUCAUUUCCACUCUCAAAGUUAUCAAAAGAUGAUCUGAUUAUCAAAGUGAAAAUGCUAGAAGUUCAAAAUAAAGAUUUAAGGUCCACUAUUGCUAAACAAAGAGUGAUGAUAGAUAUUUCUGAAUCAUUUCCAAGAAUACACGAACUUUCAAAUUUAGUUUUAAAAAAUUUGGAAAGUAUUACAGAAAAACAAAAAAUUUCAAUUUCCGUUUCUCCUUUAAAAGCUAGAACAAAUAUUUCCUCAAUAGCUAUGGUUUCAAAGGUAACAAGUAAAAAUGUAGUUAAAGACGUUUCCAAGGCUGAUAAUGUUGAUUUCUGUAAUCAAAUGCAACCUGAAUUACUUUCAAAUCAACCCCACAAUAUAUUAGAGGAUUUUAAUGGUAUUCAGAAAACUAUUGUUAUUGAAAAGGACACAGUUGUUGAAGUGAGCAAAGAAAUUGUUGAUAAACCAAAUCAGUCAACAAUUGAUAAAAUAGCAAACCCUAAGGAUAUGGAAAUUGUAAAAAAAGUUGCUUCAAGUGCCAUGGACCAAUCUGAGGUGUCUUCAGAAAAUUGGGUUGAACUUUGGCCUAAAUCAGGAAUAGAAGUUAACUCAUUCGCGUUAUCAUCAAUCAACCGUAAAUGCCCAUCUAAAAUGAUAUCGGAUCUUAUGAUUAUUUUAUUCACCGACAAUGAACUACGCAAUGGAUCAGUUACUGGCAAAAAAAGUAAUUUCAUAAAAAGUGGAGAACUAAAAAAACAGCUUGAUGUAAACAAAGUGAAGGCAAUAAAAGAUUUUACACAAGAUAUUUUCAGAGAUGUUACUGAUGAAAUUAUGAACAAAGCUAUAAGAACAAAACUAAAUAAUUUUUCAAAGAAACCAAAAGCCCUAGACUUCAAUGUUGGUUCAGCUACCAGGCUUAAAAAUACCAUUUAA